CACAUGCUGCUGAAAAAGAAAGCAUAAUGGAAAGUUAUGAGUUAAGGUUAUCUAGAAAGAAAAGCUUUCAUAUUGUGAAGCAUCUAAUAAGGAUCAAGCGAGCACUAUCAUCAACCUUAAAAAGCAGAUUGAGGAAUUAGAAACAACCUACUCGGCCAGCCAACAACGAAAAACUCAGCAGGAACUCGAUACUGUAAAAAAAGCUUAUGAAGAGUACAAGCGCCUGAGCAAAGCAGAAUAUGAAGCUAUGGAGCGUCGCUAUCGCGAUGAAAUUCGCGCUCUACAGAAUGGCAACGACGAUAGUACUUCAGUGUGGCUGCAAAAGAUAAAAUCUGUUCAGCAAGAACUUGAUCAACUGUAUGAUCGCUUGUCACUGGAAGAAGAACAGCAUAAGAGGGACAUAGAAAAGCUGAAAGAAAAACAUCAAGAAGAAAUCACUGGAUUGUUGGAGAUAAGCAAUCAAAAGGAAAUGCAGAUCGACGAGCAAUGUAUUCAUAUUCAAGAAUUAGAUAACAGGAUUGAUAUUUUGCAAUCGUCAUUGGAGGCAGCUACUGCCCGCUUCGAAACGUCUGCAAAACUCUCACCUACCUCAGUCAGUAAUGCUACGUCUCAGCAGCAAUCUAAUGAGAGGACUGACCAUCAAAAGUGCUUAUAUCUUAUUGAUAGCAAACAGAAAGAAAUUGAGGCACUUGACAAAAAAAUUGAAGAUUUGAAAGAGCUACAUGAAAAGCAAUGGAUGACUUCAGAACAGGAAAAAGCAGCUACUAUACAAGAGCUUCAAAAUAGUAUUGCAUUGCUAGAAAAAAAAUUACAACAAGCAGCGAGCACACCACCAAGAUCACCCAAAGGACCUCGUAGCAAUGACUUUAGUAAUAGCAGUAAUAUCAGUAGUCCAGAGCAACAGAGCACCACAAUUGCCAAUGAGAUAAAAGAAUUUGAGCAGAAGGAACAAAGCAGGCUGGUAAAAAUUGCUGAACAACAUCGACAAGAGCUGCAGACUUUACAUGAACAAUAUCAGUUUAUGUUAGAUGCCAAAAAUCGUGAAUUGGAAAAAUUUUCCUACAGAAUUAAAGCCAUGGAAGCAUCAAGGCACAGAGAAACAGAAGAAUUGAAGGUGCAAACGGACCAAAUAGUAGAAAAGCUUGAAAAAGAUAUUGAAGGCUAUGAGCGCAAAUUAAAUGAUGCCAGAAGUCGUCUCAGUAAAUCAGAAGAAAAGAUUGCUCAUUGGCAAUUAAUAGCAGCAAACAAUGAGAUGCUGAUACAGGACAUAAAAAAAGAACGCACUUCACUUAUAGAUGAAAGAGAUCAACUUGCAAGACUUUUGAGUCAAUUACAAAUGGAAAUACACCGACAUUGAACACUCAUAGUAUAACGAUAUUUUGCAGAGCUUUUUUUUUCUUCACAGAUAACAAUAUAUGCUUGUUGGUGAAAGUCAAAGAUAGCACGCUCAUUGCUCAAAGCUAAUAUUUUAAAAAAGUAUAUAUACCAACUUGUCCAUUUUUAAACUGGCGCAUUUAAUAUUUCCUUCUCCCAUGGUAUUCUACUAUUUUGACGUAUAAUGUUAUAUUUCUUUCAUAAAAAACAAUCAAAUGAUUCUGUCCUCGAAAGUUGUCUAAUUGCAUCUGUUAUUGAUUAUCAAUUAGCAAUCAAAUAAACUAUCAAAAGCGGUGAAUUUAUU
Molecule: messenger RNA, 1678 nt
Organism: Mycotypha africana
Lineage: Eukaryota; Fungi; Mucoromycota; Mucoromycetes; Mucorales; Mycotyphaceae
Exons: 4
Coding region: 248-1357 (369 amino acids)
Source: RefSeq, a predicted model, not a curated record